UAAUAAUAGGGAAAUGAGUAGGGGAAAUAAAUUAUUUCCGAUUACGGAGCUAGCACUCGCGUAAACAUUACUUUUUGCCAAGGUUUGAGUAAAAAAUAGGGAUAUUUCGCAAGAGAAAUAUUAGUUUUCCUCGUCUGAAAUCCUGACCUAAUUAAUUUUUCAUCACCUUUCUGGAGCUAACUUCCUUUUAUAACUUUUAUUCAAUUUUUCAUGGAUGUUGAGUUCUGGAGAUAAUUACAGUGGUUAUUAGUUGAAAAUAAUUAGGAUAGUGUAUUUUUUUUCUAGAUAUCAAAAUGGAUAGGAAUACGAAAUUUCAAAAUCCUUUUCAAAGACCCAGCAUGAUUACGUCGGGUGCAGCGUUAUCAGCAAGUAAUUUUUUGCCUGAUCAAAAAACUUUGAAAGGAAUAUUAGCCGGUGGUAUAACUGGUGGCAUAGAAAUCUGUAUCACAUUUCCUACAGAAUAUGUUAAGACACAACUUCAACUAGAUGAACGUUCAGCCAAGCCACGUUAUAGGGGUAUUGGUGAUGUUGUUAGAAUUACAGUGAAAGACCAUGGUGUCAAAGGUCUUUACAGAGGAUUAAGUGUUUUGAUUUAUGGUUCUGUACCAAAGUCUGCUGUUAGAUUUGGAACUUUUGAAGCUCUGAAGAAACGCAGUGUAGAUGAAAAGGGUAAUCUUGGACCUGCAAAUCGUCUUCUUUGUGGGUUAGGAGCUGGAGUUGCUGAAGCGAUAUUUGCUGUGACCCCAAUGGAAACAGUUAAAGUCAAAUUUAUUAAUGAUCAGCAGUCAGCCAAUCCUAAAUUUAAAGGAUUUUUUCAUGGCGUUCGUGAAAUCAUUAGGAUGCAAGGAAUCGGUGGCGUUUAUCAGGGACUGACAGCCACUAUCAUGAAACAGGGCAGUAAUCAAGCAAUGAGGUUUUUUGUGAUGGAAUCCUUAAAAGAUUGGUAUAGGGGUGGAGAUCCUACAAAGCCCGUCAAUAAGUUGAUUGUUGGUUUAUUUGGAGCUGUUGCUGGAGCAGCUUCUGUCUUUGGAAAUACUCCUAUUGAUGUGGUCAAAACAAGAAUGCAGGGCUUGGAAGCUUCAAAAUAUAAGAAUACCUUUCAUUGUAUGUUUGAGAUAGCUAAGAAUGAAGGAUUCUUUGCAUUCUAUAAAGGCACAGUUCCGAGAUUGGGAAGAGUUUGUCUUGAUGUUGCCAUUACAUUCAUGAUCUACGACUCAUUUAUGGAUCUUUUUAACAAAAUCUGGAAAACUGAUUAAAUUUGAUUAACAUAUUCAAUUAUGUUUUUUCUUUAGAUUGUAUAGUUUAUAAUUAUAGUUUUAUAUAUUUGAAAAGUUUAUAAUUGCACAACCCCAGUGUUCAUAAGGUGUAAAUGUUUAAACGAAAUAGAUUGUAAAUUUUUUUAUUAAAAUUUAUCCGAAAUUUAUCAUUGCUUUUUAGGUUAAUCAAAGUUUUGUAACAUAUGUUUGUAUUCUCACAUGUUGAUAUGUAUUUUGUUAAAUAAAUGCAAAUUUAGUUGUUA
Messenger RNA from Parasteatoda tepidariorum (common house spider), 1519 nucleotides. It is a transcript of the gene sea, whose product is annotated as mitochondrial citrate transporter scheggia. Lineage: Eukaryota; Metazoa; Arthropoda; Arachnida; Araneae; Theridiidae. Gene Ontology annotation, biological process: mitochondrial citrate transmembrane transport. Gene Ontology annotation, cellular component: mitochondrion. The record is from RefSeq and is a predicted model, not a curated record. Gene Ontology annotation, molecular function: citrate secondary active transmembrane transporter activity.